CGUUGGCUUCGUUGCUCUAUCAGUUACUACUACACAGUGCCAUAUCUUCUUUGGUUUGAAAGUUCAGACAUAAAUUUCCAACUUCACUUCCACUUCUUCUAAACGCAAAGAACUUUCUUUCUCUUUUUGGGUUAUCUCGUUGGCUGGUGUAUUGUAUAUUUUAGACUUUGGAAGAUGCACCAAAAACCAGAUGGCAAAAACCAUCCAGAACCUAAUGUGAAUAACAGCAAAGCAUACACAGUUCGUUCUCAACCCUGGUGGUGCAGCACACAGCAGGAUUCCAUUUCAACAGAUGUUUUAGGAGAAAGCAGGACAAACUUAUCUCCUGGAAAACACCCAAAUGGAGGUUUAGGGACCCAAACGAGUGAAUCUCAGCAUGGAGAAUUGACUGAUCAUAAAAUUUGUGGUAGUAAAGAAAUGUGGUUAACUGUAUUGCCACAUCCAGAUGGAAAAUGUGGUGAUGAACAGCCACAUUUACCGCAUGCUGUACCCUUUAUGCCUCCAACAAUGGGUGAAUAUGUAGCACCACGAACCCAGCUGGAGCUUGUUGGCCACUCAAUUGCAUUUCCAUCCUAUCCAUAUGCAGAUCCAUAUUAUGGGGGAGCAAUGCCUCCUUAUGGACCUCAAUCUUUGGUACAUCCUCAUUGUCUUGGAGUGCAUCCUGCUAGAAUGGCAUUGCCUCUUGAAAUGGCUGAGGAACCUGUUUACGUGAACGCUAAGCAAUACCAUGGUAUUCUGAGACGAAGGCAGUCUCGUGCAAAGGCUGAGCUGGAAAAAAAACUGAUCAAAGUUCGAAAGCCCUAUCUUCAUGAGUCUCGACAUUUACAUGCUAUGAGAAGAGCAAGAGGAUGCGGCGGCCGUUUCUUAAACACCAAAAAGCUUGACAGUGAUGCUUCUAAUGCCACACCUGACAAAGGCAGUGACACUAGUUCCAAUCUUUCAUCACAUCUUACCAACUUAUUAAGUGGCAAAUCAAUUUCCAGUCACAUGUCCCAGGAUGUCAAUUCAUCCGGUGGUCAUCGAGAAGUAACAGAAUCUGAAUUGCCAGGAACAGAUAUGCAGCAGGCAUUCUCCAUCAGCAAUGGCAAAAUCUACAUCAAUGGCAAUGGCAAUGGCAAUGUCCGCUAUUCCCACCAUCAAGGGUUUCAUUUCUCUACAUCUCGUUCACUUUCAGAUAAAAUGAUGGAAGAAGGAGACUGUCCUAGGCAGCAGCAUGAGAGAAUUGUGGCAAAUGCGGUGCCUCACAGGGCCCUAACAAUCAAAUGAACCUUCCAUCCUAAGGGGUGCACUGCCUCUCCUGCAUUGCCUUUGACAUGUAUUGUUAUUCAUGAUAAGUCUUUAAAUGCAUUAUGGAGUUAUUUAGUGUGAGCCCAUUGUUUCACCGUGUCAUGCUUCAUGGCAUCUUGUUGAAGAUCUUUCUUGAUCUCCCGCCAGUGGUAUGAGUUAGAAGGUGAAGCUGGAGUGCUUUGAUUCUAACCAUCUCGAGAGGGACGACCCUUAGGUUCAUGUCAUAUAUAUGUUGACAGGCAAAUCAUUCUUGGCUUGGCUUGGUAAUGUGCCAUAGAGGUAGAGUAGAAGAAGGGGCAUGCGAUUUGUAAUUGGCAUUUUGAGUCUUCUAUUUAACCUUUUCCUUUAAUGUGAAAGUAAAACAAUAGUAACAGUAGCAUCGUGUGAAAUGAAUGUGAUAAAAGGAAGGCAAAGCAGACUAACCUACUUUCUGUCCCCUCUUUACUUCCUUUUCAUUUCGCUCCCUUGGAUGUUUCCAGCAAAUAACAAGGUAGGAAUCGCCAUCAUGCCAUGGGGAUUAUGCCACAAUUAUUGUUCACUUUCCUGCAGAAAAGAAAGAUGUCGUUGAAGAUUGCCUGGAAGAAACAUUAGUGCCUGGGUGACAGGUAGAAAGGCCCGACCUGUAGAUGCAUGUGAAGAGGAUCUAAUCAUGUGACUGUCCAACAAUUUUCACUUUUCUGCAUCUCAAAGGGGUAAUAUAUACGGUGAUCGUGUCAGCCAACAAGCAUUUAAGGCUAACUCUCUACUAGGACCAGCCUCCUCUUCCUGAUGGUGGCAACUGUUGAUAGUUACUACGCUUUUCAUGACUUUGUAUGAUCUUCUUUUAGUUAAAUCUCAUGCAAAAUCCCUACUCCAUCACUUCCGAUAAGAAAGUUGAAAUUUACUUUAACUACAAUACCAACUGUUUGUUCAAAAUGGAUGCAAAAAACUACUGAUGAUCUUUUCACUUUAUAUCCUUGUUUUCAUUGAUGUUAUGACUAUAGUUUUUACCUCACUAACUUAAUUGAAUGAACCCUAGAUGGGAUGGAGAA
Theobroma umbraticum is the source of this 2318-nucleotide messenger RNA. RefSeq names its product nuclear transcription factor Y subunit A-9-like. Gene Ontology annotation, molecular function: DNA-binding transcription factor activity; DNA binding. The record is from RefSeq and is a predicted model, not a curated record. Lineage: Eukaryota; Viridiplantae; Streptophyta; Magnoliopsida; Malvales; Malvaceae. Gene Ontology annotation, cellular component: CCAAT-binding factor complex. Gene Ontology annotation, biological process: regulation of DNA-templated transcription.